GGUUGUGGGCCUAGCCCGAAAUCACUGUGAAAUUGAACGUUUUACGCAAAAAACGCUCGUAGUUGGAGUAUCUGCAUAGAAAUGUGGUUCACGCGCUUGUUGAUGAGUGCCAGAUCAUUUCCAGGACGAAUAUGGUCGGGAAAAAACAGAAAAGUAAGAAAAGUGACUGGUCACAUGAAAUACAACAAACUACAAAGAGCCUUGUUAGUCCGCCAAGUUGAAGAAAUGAUUGCUACUCCAUAUUUGACAGUUGAAGAGGAACAUGGGCACGCUGUCAUGAAGAAGAAGGAAUCAGUUAGAAAAUUCUUUGAGAAGCAAAAUAGAUUAAAAACUUUAGGACCAGAUGUUCUUGGACUAGACAGUUUACAUGCAACUAAAAACACCAAGAGUUUUUUAGAGCAUAUUAAUGUUGCAAGAAAGUGGAAUCCAGUAGAUUAAGUCCUUAUGGCUCUUAAAAAUUAUUUUCAGUGUUGAUUGUUUUUCUUAGUUAUGUAAUUUUGGUAAUAACAGGCUCAUUGGGCUGUAUUAAAGUGAAACAGCCAUUGUACAAUGUGGCAAAUUUAUAUAA
This is a messenger RNA of Rhopilema esculentum, 568 nucleotides long. RefSeq names its product large ribosomal subunit protein mL63. Gene Ontology annotation, cellular component: mitochondrial ribosome. Gene Ontology annotation, biological process: mitochondrial translation. Lineage: Eukaryota; Metazoa; Cnidaria; Scyphozoa; Rhizostomeae; Rhizostomatidae. The record is from RefSeq and is a predicted model, not a curated record. Gene Ontology annotation, molecular function: structural constituent of ribosome.